This is a messenger RNA of Prorocentrum cordatum, 432 nucleotides long. NCBI's taxonomy places the organism in Eukaryota, Dinophyceae, Prorocentrales, Prorocentraceae. The record is from the annotation of a GenBank genome assembly.
GCGAACGAGGCGCCCUUGGCAUCCGACCUCCGCGCUCUGGCGUCCAAGGGUUCACCCCUGGUGGCCUGCAGACCUUGCAAGGAGAAGCGGGGCCCGUUUGGCUUGGAGAAGGCGGAAUGGCGCCGGCGCCUGUCUUACAGCGGGAACCAGGGCCUGUUGGGCCAGAAGGAAGUGGAGCGGCAUUCCCUGCCCGUCCCUUCACCGGCGAACGAGGCGCUCCUUGCAUCCGACGUCCAUGUCCUGUCGUCCUUGCGGGCAACCCUGGUGGUCAUCGGAUCCUUCGGCGGUGCUGCAGACCCCCCCAUCCUCGCGCAGGCGAUCGAGGCACCCUUGGUUCCCGCAGUCCGUGCCCCGACGCCCGCGCGGGCAACCCUGGUGGCCAGCAGACCUCGCAGGGAGAGGCAGGGCCCGUCUGGCCAGAGGGAGACGGAG